Molecule: messenger RNA, 177 nt
Organism: Anisakis simplex (herring worm)
Lineage: Eukaryota; Metazoa; Nematoda; Chromadorea; Rhabditida; Anisakidae
Source: the annotation of a GenBank genome assembly
AUGAAAACACUCACUGAAAUGUUAACCGAACGAGAAGCAAUCGCGCAACUCUGUGAGACUAUUCUUGAUGAGGGGACAGAACACUGGGGUGUUAAGGUGGAGCGUGUAGAAGUGAAAGAUAUCCGUCUACCUCAGCAAUUGACUCGAGCGAUGGCUGCUGAAGCAGAAGCAGCUCGU